Molecule: messenger RNA, 2277 nt
Organism: Cynocephalus volans (Philippine flying lemur)
Lineage: Eukaryota; Metazoa; Chordata; Mammalia; Dermoptera; Cynocephalidae
Product: disintegrin and metalloproteinase domain-containing protein 18-like
Biological process (GO): binding of sperm to zona pellucida; cell adhesion; proteolysis
Cellular component (GO): plasma membrane
Molecular function (GO): metalloendopeptidase activity
Source: RefSeq, a predicted model, not a curated record
AUGCUGAGCACUCACUGCUGUGACGUUUUCUCCGGACACCGUUUUUGCUGCGUCCCGCGAACGUCGGCGCGCUGUGCUGUCCGUCACUGCUCUUCGGACACUGUGAACGUUGCGAGCGUUUUCUCUGACCCGCUGGUCACGGCGGAGCUGUUUGGUCCCCACAGCUGCGCGUUUUCCCGUUGCCUUUCUGCUGGUGACUUCAGCGUUAUCCCGUUGUUGUCAGAGCUGGGGCUCUCGGUGAUUUAUGUCAUGACAAUUGAUGGAAAACCAUAUACUCUGCAUCUCAUAAAACACUCAUUCAUACCCCAGAACUUCUUGAUUUAUAUGUAUAAUGAAAGUGGAUCUUUGCAUUCUGAGUCUCCAUAUGUUACGACGCAUUGCCAUUACCAAGGAUAUGUUGUAGAAUUUCCAAACUCAGUUGUAACACUCAGUAUCUGUUCUGGUCUCAGGGGAUUUCUUCAGUUUGAAAAUAUCAGCUAUGGAAUUGAACCACUGGAAUCUUCAGCAAGAUUUGAACAUAUAAUUUAUCAAGUGAAAAAUUACGAUUCAGAUAUUCCAGGGUUAGCAGAAAAUUAUAGCAGUAUUUGGCAGAAAGACCAUCUCUAUAAAGUUCAUCUGAGCGCACAGAAAAAAACUCACCCCAAGCUAUUACCUCAGUAUCUAGAAAUGCACAUUGUAGUGGAGAAAGCUUUGUAUGAUUACAUGGGUUCUGAAAAGAUGGCUGUGACGCAGAAAAUUAUCCAGAUUAUUGGGCUUGUCAACACUAUGUUUACCCAGUUCAAAUUGACUGUUAUACUGUCCUCCUUGGAACUGUGGUCAGAUAAAAACCAAAUUUCCACCGACGGGAAUGCUGAUGAUGUAUUACAGAGAUUUUUGACGUGGAAUCAGGACUAUCUUGUUCUGCGGCCCCACGACAUAGCACAUUUACUUAUUUACAGGAAACAUCCUAAAUACGUGGGAGCAACAUUUCCUGGCACCAUAUGCAAUAAGAGCUAUGAUGCAGGUGUUGCUAUGUAUCCAGAUGCAAUAAGUUUGGAGGGAUUUUCAGUUGUCGUGGCUCAACUGCUUGGCCUUGCUUUGGGAUUAACAUAUGAUGACAUCGAUAAGUGCUCUUGUGUGAGAGCUACGUGCAUAAUGAAUCGGGAAGCAGUGACUGCCAGUGGUAUAAAGAUUUUUAGCAACUGUAGCAUGCAUGACUAUAGACAUUUUGUUUCAAAAUUUGAGUCUAAAUGCCUUCAGAACCUUUCAAAUUUGCAACCAUUAUAUCAAAAUCAACCAGUGUGUGGUAAUGGGAUUUUGGAACCUAAUGAAGAAUGUGACUGUGGUAAUGAAGAGAAAUGUCAAUUUAAAAAGUGCUGCGAUUCUAAUACAUGUAAACUGAAAGGUUCCGUAAAAUGUGGCUCCGGGCCGUGCUGCACAUCAAAAUGUGAGUUAUCAGUAGCAGGCACUCCAUGUAGAAAGAGUAUGGAUCCAGAGUGUGAUUUUAUAGAGUAUUGCAAUGGAACUUCUGCUAAUUGCGUUCCUGACACUUACGCAUUUGAUGGCCACGUGUGCAGGUUGGGAACUGCAUAUUGUUAUAAUGGACGAUGCCAAACUACUGAUAACCAGUGUGCCAAGACAUUUGGAAAAGGUGCUCAAGGUGCUCCACUGGCCUGUUUUAAAGAAGUUAAUGCUCUGCGUAAUGGAUUUGGAAACUGUGGUUCUAAAAAUUCACAACCAUUGCCUUGUGAACAGAAGGAUGUUCUCUGUGGAAAAUUAGCUUGUGUUUGGCCACAUAAAGAUACUUACGAAAGUGAUGUUCGGUCUGCAGCUUAUUCAUAUGUUCAAGAUCAUGUGUGUCUGUCCAUAACUGCUGGGCUCUCUGUGGGAUCGGAUGGAACAGACAAUGCCUAUGUGGCUGAUGGCACUGUGUGUGGUCCACAAAUGUAUUGUGUAAAUAAAACUUGCAGAGCAGUUCAUUUAAUGGGAUCUAACUGUAAUGCCUCUAUAAAAUGCAAAGGAAAAGGGAUAUGCAAUAAUUUUGGUAAUUGUCAAUGCUUUCCUGACCAUAGGCCCCCAGGUUGUGAAUUCCAGAUCGGUUCACCAGGGGGCAGUAUAGAUGAUGGAAAUGUUCAGAAAUCCGAUAUAUAUUUUGUUAAAAAAGGCUAUAAUACACAUCAGAACGACUGGCUUAUUCUGAGUUUCUGCAUUUUUCUGCCAUUUUUUACAACUUUCAUCAUUGUGAUUACUAAGAGAAAUGAAAAGAAAACCAUGCAACAGAGCAAACACAGAAUUUGA